Molecule: messenger RNA, 3095 nt
Organism: Cucurbitaria berberidis CBS 394.84
Lineage: Eukaryota; Fungi; Ascomycota; Dothideomycetes; Pleosporales; Cucurbitariaceae
Exons: 4
Coding region: 126-3095 (989 amino acids)
Source: RefSeq, a predicted model, not a curated record
CUUCGCUCUUGUUCUUCGUUCGCUAUUAUGCACGCGAAUUUGCCCUAGUGCAUAGACAUCAUUUUACUCCUUUUAUUGCUUCUUCAUAACCUCGGUUUUUCGGUUUCAAUGACUAUAUCAUUGCAAUGUCCAGCCAUCUUACGGAUACUCUAGUGCCCCAGAAAAUUCCACGUCCAGAUGUGAAACAAGCCAAAGGCCGUUCAGGAAAGUACGUCGGUCCGAUCAACUUCUUCUAUCAUUGCUGGAUAGCGACCGGAUGUGCCAGAGACGUGUUCUACUCUGAGCUCAAACAAAACAUCUUGCAUCAUCUGGAUGGGUGGUCUGCAUCAUUAUCCAGUGAGGAUUUCGUCAUCUUGUCACUAUAUAUGAUUGGAAGAUCGGAGAGGACGGCAUCUCCUACGAUUUGUUUUAUCUCCGAGAGCAAUCGGUAUGGAAAGGAGGCUCGAAACGUGAUCAAGAAAAGUGGCAUACUCAAGAAUUAUUCAGAAUUCAAGACCGCCCACAUGUCGAAAGAUCCAGGAUGGGGCGAGGAGCUGGAACAGCUUGCGCGAGGCGGGAAUACAGACACGGUCAGGGGAGAAGAUCUGUUUCAAAGGCAGGCGUUCUUUGAUAAGUCAAUGCCAUUACGAUUGGUCGGCAUGCCCAUUUAUGUCCAAGAUGAUAAGCUAUCCAUUCACACCGCUACCGCGAAUGCAAUACAACUACAGGGUCAGAUAUACUACCUUGCGCCUUCGCAUGUCUUCUUCGAGAGACGACCGCGCCCGCUUUUACCUCUCGCUAUACCGGACGACGACUUUGAGAUCGACAGCGACGGUGAGCUGGAAGUCGAUGACGAGUUAGAAACUUCCAUAACAAGUCUUGGAAGUUGCAGUUCUGGUAGUCGUUCCGACUCUUCCUAUGUAUCUCAGGCCGGCGAAGAGUCUACGUCAUCGAAUACCGUCACUCAUGCCAGUGCAUCUACGCCAAAGAUGCGACCAAGCGAUCUGGCUGAUGCAAUGGCCGCACCCUUCUCGUUCGAGCAAGACCAUAUCUCAUCUAGACUGGUCGACGCUGAAACCCGAAGCUGUUCACCUGGAGGUACUCAACAUAGAUCUUUAGCACAACUGGGAUCCCUCUUUAAGUGGUCGAUAGACCAAGACUGGGCUCUGAUCAAGAUGGAUGAAGACAUAUUUCUCCCAAGUUCUCACUUCGGCGUUUCGGACCUCACCAUGGAUAAGAUCGCCCUUCAAGCACAAGAUCAGACCGCAGUCAUCACCCACACAGCUUCAUGUGACCGGAUAAUAGGCAUUGUGGAAGUGGCGGGGUGCCAAAAGUCCGGGUUCGCGUACGUGAUGGCUGCCCGUCAUAUAUUGCCCGAGCUUGAAAAGGCUGUUCAGCGGACAGAACAAACAACUUCCACCGCCGUCUUUGGAAUACCCGUGCAGGGACUUUCACGUAUCCCAUCUGUUCGGAAUACAGACGAAAUUGCUGAUCUGAAGUUCCAGUCAGACAUUCUUAAACAGCAGAGUGUCACCAAUAGUCCCCCCGUCGAAAAGGACAACAAGCCAACAUCUACGAAGGAUUACAGUGCCACGACCACGAGCGUGGUUACGUCUCCUAGCUUCAGUGCUACUGAUGCUAUCCAGCUGGCCCAAAUCUCCACGCGCAUCUGGCUUCUGGCUAAAGGAAUAUUAGAUGAUGUCGUUAAAACAACCAUGGUGAACUGCGAAUAUGUCCCAGAAGCUAGGAAGGGUCCAGAAAAGGCCUUGGAAGGACUUGUACGCGAGCUUGCAACUUUGAAAGCUUGCUUCGUGAAACUGGCUGAGCUCAUGACUGAGUAUGGGAAGCCACUACCCUUCCCUGUGCCUGAUUGGCGAGACACUUUGCAGGCCUGCGAGCAGAGUAUCACAGGAUCUAUGUCUGAGCGGCGCAAGAGCUUGAAGGUUUUCGCUUUCAAUAGCAUACUGAAAGUGAAAGAUAUCAAUCAGUUGCUUAAAAAGAUCACAGGUCACUACCGGGGACUCCAGAUUUGUACUUCUUUCCUGAAACUUCGAAUUUAUCUAGAAAAAGCCAAACAAACGCAGCGGUUACUUGACGCAGCUCCCCUCCAGUCAAUGCAAUCAGGUGGUCGGACCUACUCACCGAAUCCUUUGAGCGUAUCCUCAAGCGUAGAGAAUGUUGACAGCCUCCAUUCUUCCGCGAGUCUUUUGGGUGUUCCUUCCAGUGGGAUGACCUUUCGCCUACCUAUGCAGUCUGCCGCGCAUGAGUUCUAUAAAGACUCUGAGGUCUUGAAUCAAUGGUUAAAGAGCGAAAGACUAGCCACCCAUAUGGUUGGCAGCUCGAUGGACCCGCGCAAGCCAAUGACGUCACCUGAAGGAAGUGAUAAGAUUGCAGCCAUGAUGUUUCAUCUCAGAGGAGAGGUAGAUGAUGCCAUCAUGAUUGAAGAAAAUUGCGCGAAACGAACGAUUGAAUCACGGAGAACAAUUCUUUCUCCUUUCGAGACGAUGCAGCAGGAGGCACAGAAGAUGCUAUCGGAUCCGCGAAUGAACUAUACACGCGAGGUGUCACACGUUGACCCGGCACAGCCAAUAGAAACUUCCGUGGACUGGCGUGCCUUUGAAUCGAAGCCCUCACCAAACUCUACUGCGCAGCAGGCACUGUCCGAGUUAACUGAUCUUUCGAGUUUCCGCAGAAAAUCACUGACGGAGGUCAAUAUCGGCCAUGAACCAUUGGAAUGGAAAUCAUUGUGUCGACGAGUGCUUGUUGAGCGUGCAACGCUUCACGGUGUCGAAAGGAAAGCAUGCGACCUACAUUGGCGUUAUAGAGAAGACAAAGGGUUGAGCAUCCGAUCAAUCUUCAGUUCAGACGGGAACGCUCGUACGUUUAUCACGCAGCAUUUCCCAGCUACUGGGUCCAGCAUUCCCUUGACAACAACACACGCUGAUGGAAACGUUUUGAUCGAGUUCCCUAGAAGCUCCUGUAGCAAGCUAGAGAAUGACUUCACAGACAUCAGAUGUAUCGUUCCCGACACAGAUUCAAGCAAGAAGUUGCAAACACUACUUUACACGAAUAACGGCAAAGAGGAUGCACAGUUGAUAUUCUACCGACCCCCGUAA